UCUACGUCACUUCGUUGCAUUUUUGAUAAAACGCCCUGUCAUGUUGAACAUGAAAUCUAUCUUAAAACCUCUUGUCUAAUCCGCUGAAUAGCUAAGUGCGGCGUUAAACAACAGAUCACGUGACCGAAUUGUCAACGUACGUGUCCGGGGAAGAUGAACGCUGCUUGAAGACAAACAGGGAUAUGUACACACAGCUGGCAUUUUCCUGAGGUUGAACACAGUUGUCUAACGUAUCGGCAACUGUAGACAGGAUACUAAUUGACCAGUACAAUGGCCAUGGCACAAGAGGACCCCUUGACACAGGAUCUCAACUGCCCAAUAUGUCUGGAACCUAUGCAUGAACCAGUGACGCUCUCUGACUGUCAUCACUCAUUCUGUAGACGGUGUCUUCAGCAGUCGAUUCAGGGGGCUCUGGGCACGGACAGGGAUCCAUACGUAUGUCCCCAAUGUCGCAGUCCUUUCGUCCCCAGUGAUGGCAGCAGGGUGAACCACCACCUGCAGAGCAUCCUCAACAGUCACCGGAGGGCACAGGAAAGAAUUGCUUCUGCUGAAACAACAGAGAAGCCAUCCAAGCAAGACAUUGAUAACCUCACAUCCUUCCUGUCUACAGUGGACACGAAGCUUCAGUCCCUGCUGACCACCCUUGAUCAAUCCAGUAUUAGAGUAGGAGGAAGGCAAACGGUGCGAGCUCAGAGAGUACAAGUCCAUCCUCGGCCAUCAGUGGAACAAGUCAACGGGAUACAUCCAUCCAAUACUCAAGAACACAACAUCGAUUGUGACUUUGAAGCAGAAUCAGUUGGCGAGUUCCGGGACCGAUCUUUGGACCCGCAUUUGUCCAAGUCCGCCAUCUCUAUCCCUCGGCGUGCCUUCCUCCUCAGUAUGCGCGGAGGCACUAGAAAGCGCUCUCAGCGUGCGUUUCGUUCAUUUGGAAAUAUUCGGAGGUGCUCGCUGGCGCCUGGGCACCAAACGGCUUAUUGAAUGCACGCCUGUGUCCUGUGUGUUCACGUGUGUCCGCUCUGCAUGAUGCAAUGUACACGAACCAACGUCUUUCAUAUGGCAAAUGGAAUAGCAGUUUUUUACCUACGCAAGCAUGACCAGGUUUAUGAACUCAAUCAAAGACAAGUGGCACGUGAGAAUAACGGUUGUUCGGUAUAUAAUAAACUCUACACGACUUUAA
This is a messenger RNA of Haliotis rufescens (red abalone), 1177 nucleotides long. RefSeq names its product E3 ubiquitin-protein ligase TRIM58-like. Lineage: Eukaryota; Metazoa; Mollusca; Gastropoda; Lepetellida; Haliotidae. Gene Ontology annotation, molecular function: ubiquitin protein ligase activity; single-stranded DNA binding. The record is from RefSeq and is a predicted model, not a curated record. The coding region runs from base 271 to 978 and encodes 235 amino acids. Gene Ontology annotation, biological process: DNA damage tolerance; protein monoubiquitination. The transcript is spliced from 6 exons.